Molecule: messenger RNA, 3008 nt
Organism: Cheilinus undulatus (humphead wrasse)
Lineage: Eukaryota; Metazoa; Chordata; Actinopteri; Labriformes; Labridae
Gene: tmem200b
Product: transmembrane protein 200B
Exons: 2
Coding region: 688-1923 (411 amino acids)
Source: RefSeq, a predicted model, not a curated record
UUAAGAGGGUGGAGGGUCGGGUUGGGGGUGUUGUUUGCUCAUUAUUUGACCGUGCUGGUCCGUGAGAGAGGCCGCAGACUGACGGAGCGCAGCGGCGGGGCUGGACUCUGCUGCUCCGCACGAGGAGAGAGGAGAGGAGAGGAGGUGUCAGUGAGAGGAGCAGAGGAGAGCCAGAGGAGUUUCUGACAGCUGGAUGGUGAUGGAGACUCUUCAUCCUGAAUAUUUUGGAUGAGCUGCGUCCUCAAAGUGAGAACAAGGAGCAACAGGAGACGAGGAAUUACAAGUUUACCGGAGAUUAGACCUGGAGGAUCCGCUCUCCCUGCUGAAAGGUCCAGGUCUCUUCCGCUCUCCCUCAGUCUAUGGUUCGGGUCCAGCUCUCUGUCGCUCUUUCUUGGUCCAUGGUUCGGGUCUGUCUCUCUGGUCUGGGUCAGUUCUGCAGCUGGAUGAGGUGAUUUAACCCGUUCUCCCGCUGCUGCUUCUCGGUAGUCUCGGCUGCGCACGGUGAGCUGCUGCUGCGCUGCCGUAGAGGAAUGCAGCAGCUCGGUCUGUCAGACUCGGUGCUGUCUGUCUGGAUCCUCCACACAGCACUCUCUGCUCCAGGGGAGAUAUCCCGGCACGGCUUGGCACGGAUUUCCACCACUAAGUCCUCUCACCAGCUGAAACCUUCAGAUCUGGACUGACAGCAUCAUGAAGACCCAGAAGUCCCGGGGUGUGACAUCUUCACCAUCCUCCAAACGGAAACGUCGCUUCACGCUACGAGGCAGGAAGAAGAAGGACCGUGUGAUCCGGGGAAAGCUCCGUAUCCGCUCCAUGCCCGGGGCCUUCCUGGUGCUGGGGGUCAUCGUGGUGGUGGUGGGGACCGCUCUAGCAGUGGCGGGCUACUGGCCGUACCGCCUGUCCAGGUCGUCCUUCUUGGGUUCUGCAGAUGGGGACAGUUUCUCUGAGUCGCAGAGUACGCGUUGGAGCAUGGGAGCCAAGGGUCUCCUCUCUACGGCAAGCCUGAUCCACAGCGAGAGGAUGAAGCUGCUGGGCCCUGUCAUAAUGGGGGUGGGGCUCUUCAUCCUCAUCUGUGCUAACACUGUGCUGUAUGAGAACCGUGACAGAGAGACUCAGAUGUUGCUCGCUCAGAUGCGGAGCGUGAUCUGCUCAGUUUCAGCGGCGGUGCCAUCAGCUGACCUGACAGAGAUCGCAGCGGUGAAUUCGAUGACCAAACAUUACCAGUGGGUGAGCAGCUUACCUGCCGCUCACCUCAACAUCCUAUGUCUGCAGCAGAUGACCAGCUCAGAGCCGCUCCUGCAGACGCGGAUGCCGGAGACAGAGGACGGCGUGGAGGGCAUCUACCAGCAGGCUGUCCUCCACCACCAGGAAUCUGAUGCCCCGCCGUCGCUCCACUCUUCCCACUCUGACUCCUGUAACUCCAGUCAGACAGAUUUAAACACGCGGGGAGGACCCAAGCAGAAUGACAGUACCAGCUUCCACCCACUGCUGUCCGCCUUUGUCAAGGUCAACAACCACCUCCUGUCGGCGAGUUCCAUGUCCACACUGGGGACGGAGGAUGUUGACAUUCCAGCUGCCCACCCGCGGCGCUGUCACAGCAUGAGCUACAGGACUAAACCGUACAUCCACCGCAGUAGUGUGCGUCCAAUGGGAGGACGCCAAACACCACAGGGAGAGGAGGUGGACGAGGUAUGUGGAGCAACAAGGCGAGACACGGGGUCAGAGGUGUGCGUAAACAUCCCACCGCAGGUCAUAGACGCCACAGAGGAGCAGACGCACCGGAGCUGGCCUCGGUUAGACCUAGGUGGCGGUAGGCGGUACCUGAAACUGGAGAACAAGGAGGACUCGGUGGACAAACUGCUGGACCAGUUAGAGCAGCAGAGCUCGCAGUGGGAUAAAAGCUUUGGGUCGGGCCCAUUCCAAUGAUGCCGAGGAUACAAAAACAGAGAGUAACCAUGUUUUCCCCUGGAUACUGAGAUUUACACAUACUUAUGUUCAGGACGGAAGGAUACCGACUUUCUCCUGGAUUAGUUUUUCUCACAAAGAUCUUCCAAACCUUUCUGAAUCUUGGCUGGAGUAUUUCUACACAGAUGUCCUGUUCCAUCUUUGCUGGAAAUGUUUUAUAAAAAUGAAGGAGUGAAUAUAUAUGCAGACCCUACACUGUCACAGACAUGUAGAGCAGUCCACGACCCUGUUUACACCUCACAUUAACACCCAUGCUGGGUAAUCAGAUUCAAAGUGGUAAUCUUCAGUGCUUUGAAUAAAUGCACUUUAAUGUGUACUGAGAACAGUUUGAUAACUGAUAGCUCAGACUGCAUACAAAGGUGGUCUGGGAUGUCUUCAUCUGGACUGGAUUGGUUGUAUAGAUGUAACACGUACAGGCACAUUAAAGACCUGCCCUGAUAGCUGAUGUGAUCUGCUGUAUUCUGCUAAUAAACAAAAAGCAUGGCUUUAUUUGUGUCUGUCCAGCCUCAUUCAGAGAUGGGAUCCAUCUCUGUCUAAAGAUUGGGAUUAUUUGUGUCAGCUCAGUAAUAAGAGGCAGUUUUUGUAUUUAUGUCAUUAAAAGCAACAACAACAAAUAUAUUUAAAAAACUGUCUCUCAAUUAGGAGUAAGCUGCCAUCAUUCACAAAAGGAGCCAGCUCUUAGAACUAGCUUAUCCAGGAACAACACAAGACCGCCUUGUAAUUAAAUGAUUUUUGAUAGUUGUGAUCUUUAAGGAUAGGUAUUGUUUUGGUUUUCUGAUACUGGUGCUAAAUCCAUUCUUUUGAUUCGGUGCCAGAGGAAAAAGUUUGUUGAAGUUUGUUCCAUAUUCAUUUUCUUGCCUUUCAUUUGGGAUGGCGGGGUAUUGGAAUGACGUAUCGAAAUCUGUGUUGUAAUUCUGUUCGAUAGACAUCAGAUAUGUUGGUACUGGUACCAUGUCAGUACCGGAUUUCGAUACUCAUCUCUAGUUAUCCCGUAUUGUUGUUUCAAUCUAUCCAGACAGUGAAGGUCAGAGGUGAGCUGCUCAAUA